Messenger RNA from Vombatus ursinus (common wombat), 3643 nucleotides. RefSeq names its product integrin subunit beta 3 (gene ITGB3). NCBI's taxonomy places the organism in Eukaryota, Metazoa, Chordata, Mammalia, Diprotodontia, Vombatidae. Gene Ontology annotation, biological process: integrin-mediated signaling pathway; cell migration; cell adhesion mediated by integrin. Bases 8 to 2359 code for a protein of 783 amino acids. The record is from RefSeq and is a predicted model, not a curated record. Gene Ontology annotation, molecular function: fibrinogen binding; integrin binding; fibronectin binding. The transcript has 15 exons. Gene Ontology annotation, cellular component: focal adhesion; cell surface; integrin complex.
GACAAGAAUGGGACUGCGGGAGCUCUGCUUGGCUCUGCUGGCGCUGGGGGCGCUGGUGGGCAGAGUCCAGGGGGCCAAUGUCUGUACCAACCGGGGGGUGAGUUCCUGCCAGCAGUGCCUUGCUGUGAGCCCUCUCUGUGCCUGGUGCUCAGACGAGGAUGUUGCUCCAGGCUCUUCCCGCUGUGACCUCAAAGAGAACCUGCUGAAAGGAGGAUGUGCACUUGAAUUCACUGAAUUUCCAGUCAGUCAUAUCAACGUCCUGGAAGCUAGACCUCUCAGUAAUACUGGUUCUGGAGAUACUUCCAAGAUCACCCAAGUCAGCCCCCAGAAGAUUGAGCUUCGACUGAGGCCGGAUGAUUCUCAGACCUUCUCGGUGCAAGUGCGGCAGGUAGAAGAUUACCCAGUAGACAUCUACUAUUUGAUGGAUCUGUCCAACUCUAUGCGGGAUGACCUGCAAAAAAUUCAGUCUCUGGGGACUAAGCUGGCUUCUGAGAUGCGCAAGCUUACCAGUAACCUACGCAUAGGCUUUGGGGCCUUUGUGGACAAGCCCAUGUCCCCAUACAUGUACAUCUCUCCGCCGGAGGCCCUCAAAAACCCUUGCUUUGAAAUGAAGACAACGUGCUUACCCAUGUUUGGCUACAAGCAUGUGUUGACUUUGACGGAUCAGGUGACGCGCUUCAAUGAGGAAGUGCGAAAGCAGAAUGUAUCAAGGAAUCGGGAUGCUCCAGAAGGUGGAUUUGAUGCCAUAAUCCAAGCUACAGUCUGUGAUGAAAAGAUUGGCUGGAGGAAUGAUGCAUCCCAUCUGCUGGUGUUCACCACUGAUGCCAAAACCCACAUUGCUCUGGAUGGGAGGCUAUCAGGGAUUGUUCAGCCCAAUGAUGGGGAAUGCCACAUUGGCAGUGACAAUCAUUACUCUGCCUCCACCACUAUGGACUAUCCCUCUCUGGCACUGAUGACUGAGAAGCUGUCCCAGAAGAACAUCAACUUAAUCUUUGCAGUGACUCGAAAUGUAGUCAGCCUCUAUCAGAACUAUAGUGAGCUCAUUCCAGGGACCACGGUGGGUAUGCUCUCUGCGGAUUCCAGCAAUGUCCUCCAGCUCAUCGUCGAUGCCUAUGGGAAAAUACGUUCUAAAGUGGAACUGGAAGUCCGUGACCUUCCCGAGGAGCUGUCCUUGUCCUUCAAUGCCACCUGCCUCAAUGACGAGGUCAUCCCAGGCCUCAAGUCCUGUGUUGGCCUCAAAAUUGGAGACACGGUGAGCUUCAGCAUUGAGGCCAAAGUGCGUGGCUGUCCCCAAGAAAAGAAGAAAUCCUUUACCAUUAAGCCUGUGGGGUUCAAGGACAGCCUCACCAUCUUUGUCACUUUUGACUGUGAUUGCGCCUGUCAGGCCCAGGCUGAACCACAAAGCAGCCGCUGUAAUCAGGGAAAUGGGACAUUUGAGUGUGGGGUGUGCCGCUGUGGCCCUGGAUGGCUGGGCGCCCAGUGCGAGUGCUCCGAGGAGGACUACCACCCCUCCCAGCAGGACGAGUGCAGUCCUCAGGAGGGCCAGCCUGCCUGCAGCCAGCGCGGGGAGUGCCUGUGCGGCCAGUGUGUCUGCCAUAGUAGCGAUUUUGGCAAGGUCACCGGCAAAUAUUGUGAAUGUGAUGACUUCUCCUGUGUCCGCUACAAGGGCGAAAUGUGCUCAGGUCAUGGUCAGUGCAGCUGUGGGGACUGUCUCUGUGACUCUGACUGGACCGGCGACUACUGUAACUGCACCACCCGCAAAGACAUGUGUAUGUCAAGCAAUGGGCUGCUGUGCAGCGGCCGAGGUAAAUGUGUCUGCGGCAAAUGUGUCUGCACCCAGCCCGGCUCUUACGGGGACACCUGUGAGAAGUGUCCCACCUGCCCUGAUGCCUGCACUUUUAAGAAAGACUGCGUGGAGUGCCAGAAGUUCAAUCGGGGAGUGUUUGAGGAGACUACUUGCAGCCGUUUCUGUCGGGAUGAGAUUGUGCCUGUGACAGAACUUAUGGACAUCGGCAAGGAUGCAGUGAACUGUACCUAUAAGGAUGAGGAUGACUGUGUAGUCAGAUUCCAGUACUAUGAAGACUCCAGUGGGAAGUCCAUUCUCUAUGUGGUAGAUGAACCAGAUUGUCCCAAAGGCCCCGAUAUCCUGGUGGUCCUGCUCUCGGUGAUGGGAGCCAUAUUACUCAUUGGCCUGGCCACACUGCUCAUCUGGAAGCUUCUAAUCACCAUCCAUGACCGAAGGGAAUUUGCCAAGUUUGAAGAGGAGAGAGCCAGAGCCAAGUGGGACACAGCCAACAACCCACUGUAUAAAGAAGCAACAUCCACCUUCACCAAUAUCGCCUACCGUGGGAACUCAUAAUGGCACCCUGGCCAUCAGCAGAGCCAAGGAUUGUGGGUGUUUCCUACACCAUGUUUACGGAGGAUUGUAUGGAUGUUGUAGGAUCCAGCAACAGUGAAGGGGGGUGGGGGGAAUAUGAACAUGUGUGUGAGAGAGGUGUGUGUCUCCCUCUGGACAUGUCCUUGUAUAUUUGAGGGGUGUGUGUGAGUGUGAGUGUAUGUGUGUGUGUGUGUGUGUGUGUGUGUGUAAUUUAACAUUUCUGAGGGAAAUACCUCAACCAGCUUUUUUUUUUUGACAGGGGGAGCACUUACUUCAGGGAUCUUUUUUUUUUUUUUUCAUUUAGCUCUCCAAAGCAGAGCAUUUGGGCCUCAUUACCUCAGUGAGAAACCAUCUCACCUCAUAUGAGCCAGACUCCCUGAGAAGAAAGGCAGGAAUGUGGCUAAGUCUGGGGUUGGGGAGGGGAGAAAGAUAAAGCAGGCCACAAGUUCUGGCUCUACCAUCACGAGUAGUUUAUGGCUCCUGGAACUGUCACCUGGGACCUUUGGUAGAAAUUGGUGGACUUUAUUCCCUGUCGCCUCAGUGUAUGUGUGUGUAUGUGGCAACAUGGCCCUAUUUCCAUUCCUCUCUUCUCAGGUUGGAUGAAGGAGAAGCCAGGGAGCAGAGCUACAUUGGGUUUUGUUUCUCUGGGAUAACUCUGCAGGGCUGUCUGGUGUGCUUAGCUAAUGGGGCCAACAGACUAUACCCAUUGCUCUCUCUCUCGCCACCAUUUUCCUGGAAGCAGAUCCUGGUUCUUCAGCUUACAUGGAAGCUAGGGUAGCUGGGGCAGCUGAGCUAUAUUGGUUGGAAAAAAAAUUCUGAGCUGAUUUAGGGUGCCCAGGUGUAUAACAAGGUCCUCUCAAAAUCUACUUACCUGAGGCCGGCCUCCCUAUCCUAGUACCCAUAGACAGCUCUAUUUGUCCUUGCUAUUUUAGGGUAAGCAAAAACAAUUCCUCUUUCAGGAAAGUGAUGGGGUGAGAGCCAGAAGACUGGGCACUGACACUUGUAGUGUUCUGUCCACUCUCUGUGGCCCUGCUCUGUUUCUCUGUGAACUGUACCCACACAUCGGGUCUAAUCACAUUGAUCUCAUCUCAUGGAGGUGCUAUGAGGGACCAUACCAAUGAGCCUCUAAAGUUGAUAAGCAAGAGGUGCAGGAGUAGAAUGAUGAGACUAAGAAGAAGCAUAAUGGAAAGGGCAUGAGAUUUGGUGUCAGGGCCUGGGUUUGAAUCCUAGCUCUACCACUUUUGGCCUAUGUAACCUUGGGCAGGU